Molecule: messenger RNA, 578 nt
Organism: Danaus plexippus (monarch butterfly)
Lineage: Eukaryota; Metazoa; Arthropoda; Insecta; Lepidoptera; Nymphalidae
Product: histone H3-like
Exons: 2
Coding region: 30-578 (182 amino acids)
Cellular component (GO): nucleosome
Molecular function (GO): structural constituent of chromatin; DNA binding; protein heterodimerization activity
Source: RefSeq, a predicted model, not a curated record
UUUAUUAUUAUUACUACUUUUUAUUAAUAAUGGCUCGUACUAAACAAACCGCUCGUAAAUCAACCGGUGGUAAGGCACCACGUAAACAGCUAGCCACGAAGGCCGCCCGUAAGAGCGCACCGGCAACCGGAGGAGUGAAGAAGCCUCAUCGUUACAGACCCGGUACUGUGGCACUUCGUGAGAUCCGUCGCUACCAGAAGAGCACGGAACUUCUCAUCCGCAAGCUACCCUUCCAACGUCUAGUACGUGAGAUAGCUCAAGAUUUCAAGACCGAUCUGCGUUUCCAGAGCUCUGCGGUGAUGGCUCUGCAGGAGGCUAGCGAGGCGUAUCUCGUAGGUCUCUUCGAAGACACGAACCUUUGCGCUAUUCACGCUAAACGCGUCACUAUUAUGCCUAAGGACAUCCAGCUAGCAAGAAGGAUUCGCGGCGAACCUGCCUACGUAGAAGUGUCAAUGAGGCACGACGGACAGUGUGUCGCGGGGUCCGGGGAGGGCGAUAGUACCCCGUCCCUCGCCCCGUACAUCCACACCACCACAUCGUACGUUUCCCCCCCCAGUAACUACCGGUAUACACUAUAA